Messenger RNA from Eutrema salsugineum, 2793 nucleotides. Its product is annotated as G-type lectin S-receptor-like serine/threonine-protein kinase RKS1. NCBI's taxonomy places the organism in Eukaryota, Viridiplantae, Streptophyta, Magnoliopsida, Brassicales, Brassicaceae. Gene Ontology annotation, molecular function: ATP binding; protein serine/threonine kinase activity. The transcript is spliced from 7 exons. The record is from RefSeq and is a predicted model, not a curated record. Gene Ontology annotation, biological process: protein phosphorylation; recognition of pollen. Bases 1 to 2739 code for a protein of 912 amino acids.
AUGAUAAUUGUUGGUGUUCUUUUAGUUCUGUGUCAUGUUCACAGUCACAUGAAUCAGUUUCUUACAUCCUUUGAGAAAUUUUCGGAACUGGGCGUGACUAAUCGAUUUUUACAAAAGACAGAGAUCUUUACAAUUAAUGUUGUUAGUUUAAGUGUGAUCCACUUGGCUUUUAAUACUAAACAGCAUUUAUACGUUUCAUCACAUCAACCGCUUGUUCAUACACAAACACAGAAAAUGAAGAUCAUCUUCGUCAUCUUCUUCUUCUCCUUCGUCCAAUCUUGUAUCUCCAGUGAUACACUCAUGAGAAGACAGUCCUUGAGAGAUGGUGAUGUCAUAUUAUCACAAGGGAAGAGAUUUGCAUUUGGAUUCUUCAGCCUUGGGGAUUCAAAGCUCCGAUAUGUUGGGAUUUGGUAUGCUCAAAUCUCUGAGCAGACUAUUGUAUGGGUUGCAAACAGAAACCAUCCUGUUAAUGAUACAUCUGGUCUGAUAAAGUUCAACAGAAGAGGGAAUCUCUGUGUCUGUGCAACCGUUAGUGAAACAGAGCCUCUCUGGUCCACUAAUGUUUCGGAUAGUAUCUUGGAACCAACUUUAGUUGCCAGACUCUCUGAUUUAGGGAACCUUGUUCUUCUUGAUUCACUCACAGGGAGAGCCUUUUGGCAGAGCUUUGAUCAUCCUACAGACACUUUCCUUCCAUAUAUGAGACUGGGGUUCACAAGAAAAGACGGUUUGGAUCGCUUUCUGACAUCAUGGAGAUCUCCUGAUGACCCUGGCUCCGGAAACCGUACAUUUCGGAUGGAACGUAGAGGUUUUCCGCAGCUGAUUCUAUACAGAGGUCAGAUCUUGUGGUGGCGUACGGGGUCGUGGACAGGGCAGAGGUGGAGUGGUGUGCCUGAAAUGAUAAGAGGGUAUAUCUUCAACAACUCAUUUGUGAAUGAUCAAGAAGAAGUAUCAUUCACUUACGGUGUCACGGAUUCUUCUGUGAUAACAAGAUUGAUAGUGAACGAGAGAGGAAACAUACAACGGUUCACAUGGAUCGCGAGGGAUAAGAGAUGGAACGAUUUCUGGUCAGUUCCUAAAGAGGAAUGCGACUACUACGCACACUGUGGCGUUAACGGUCACUGUGAUCCCACGAGCUCAACAACGUUUGAGUGUACAUGCCUACCUGGUUUUGAGCCCAAGAUUCCUCGGCAUUGGUUCUUGAGGGACUAUUCGGGAGGGUGUGUAAAGAAAAAGAGAGCUUCUCUAUGCCGUGAGAAAGACGGGUUUGUGAAGUUAAAGCGUGCGAAGAUUCCCCACACGUCAGAUGCAAGUGUGGAUAUGAACAUAACAUUGAAGGAAUGCAAACAGAGUUGCUUGAAAAACUGCUCUUGUGUUGCUUACGCAAGCGCUUACCAGGAGGGUGAAGGAGGAGCAACAGGGUGCUUGACAUGGCACGGCGAUAUGUUGGAUACGAGGACAUACUUGAACUCUGGACAAGAUUUCUACAUACGUGUAGAUGCUGAAGAGUUAGCGCGGUGGAACAGAGAUGGCUCAUCAAAGAAGAGGAGAGUCGUGGUGAUUCUCAUUAGUCUGAUUGCAGCCGCAGUGUUACUAACAGUCAUUUUGUUCUGUUUCUUGAGGAAGCGGCGGGAGUCGAAUAGGUUUAGAAGAUCUUCAACAACCUUAUCCCUGGGUUCGUUUUAUUUUGAAGACUCAUUCAAAUUUGAAGAGGACAAGGCGAGAAACUGGGAGUUACCUCUCUUUGAGCUUAACACGAUCGCUGCAGCGACAAAUAACUUCUCUUCUCGUAACAAGCUUGGAGCAGGUGGUUUUGGACCUGUUUAUAAGGGCGUGUUACAGGAUAGUAUAGAGAUAGCGGUGAAGAGGUUGUCGAGAAACUCAGGCCAAGGAAUGGAGGAGUUCAAGAACGAGGUCAAGCUGUUAUCAAAAUUGCAGCAUCGAAAUCUAGUGAGGAUCCUAGGAUGUUGCGUUGAACUGGAAGAGAAGAUGUUGAUAUAUGAGUAUUUACCAAACAAGAGCCUAGACUAUUUCAUAUUCUAUGAAGAGAAGAGAGCGAUACUGGAUUGGCAAAAACGGAUGAAGAUAAUCUGCGGCAUCGCUCGUGGAAUCUUGUAUCUUCAUCAAGAUUCAAGACUGAGGAUCAUCCACAGAGACCUCAAAGCCAGCAAUGUACUUCUUGACAACGACAUGAUCCCCAAGAUCGCAGAUUUUGGCAUGGCCAGAAUCUUUGGUGGCAACCAAAUCGAAGGAAACACAAAUCGUGUCGUCGGAACAUACGGAUAUAUGUCACCUGAGUACGCAAUGGAGGGCCAUUUCUCUGUUAAAUCUGAUGUCUACAGCUUUGGAGUAUUGAUCUUAGAGAUAAUAACCGGAUUGAAAAACAACGCUUUCCACGAAGAAUAUUCGACCCUGAUCGGACAUAUUUGGGAUCUAUGGAACAAAGGUGAAGCAAAAGAUCUCAUAGACACACUAAUGGACCAAGAGAAGAUUUAUGAUGAAGGCGAAGUGAUGAAGUGCAUACACAUUGGGUUGCUUUGCGUGCAAGAAAACGCUUCGGAUAGACCAGACAUGUCCUCUGUUAUAUUCAUGUUAGGUCAUAACGCCAUUGAUCUUCCAUCUCCUAAGCAUCCUGUGUUUACGGCGGGAAGAAAGAGAGGCAGGGGAAAUAGUGCUUGGCUCAAGGGAAAAACUGGUGAUUCUGUUAAUGACAUUACCCUCACUGAUGUUCAAGGUCGUUAAAAAAAUUCCAUAUGGUUGUUCUAUAAACCUAAUACUGAAUAAAUUUUUGACAAA